CUUUGUCUCUCUGUCUUUUGACUUUUCUUUGAUUAUUUCUCUUUCUCAUCUUCAAUAUGGCAUCUUGUCAAAACUCAGGUUUUGACCAAUUAUGUCAGGAAGCUGCAAUUAUUACAAGGGAACUUGAACUCAAAGCUGCCAGUGCUGCACUUGAAGCAGCUACCAAGGAGGCUGAAGAAAUUCUACAAACCUUCAACCCUCCACCACUGAAAAAGAAGACCAAACAAGCCUGUAGCACUCGUGUCAGACCAGUCUCUUUUGUAGAGAGGGAUGAGUUUGGGCAUCUUGUGCCAAAACGGAGAAGGCCAAAACUCACCAAGGCAAACAUUUCCAAAUCUACAACGAUUAACAGUCCAGCUAUGUCAUCUUUGGAGUCUGGGCAAGUAGACAUUGAUCAUGGUGAAGUUCCAUCACAGCCUUCUCACACUGUUUGGCCAGCAGUUGAAGAUAUAGAAACUCUUCAUCAAGAGGUAGAGGAUCUGUUGGCUGAUACUGGAGACAUUCAGUGCUCAAAUCCGACCUCCUCAAACACAUGGUCAGUUCGCAUGGCCCAGGCUAAAAAGAAGUGGGCAGCUUUGAGGCCCGAGAUGGUGGAAUCUUUAUUAACAGCUGAGUACACGGAUAUCAGACAGUGCCAGCACUGCCAACUGAAGCGAUCUGUUAUCCGCUGUAAAGACUGUGUUCCUAAACAGCUGUACUGUGCAGACUGCGAUAUAUUGGCCCAUGAAAGGAAACUGCACAACCGAGAGACAGAUGUAGAGGGAUUCUUUCGGGCCAUAUCCCCGUCUACUUUGGUGAAGGUGGAUAUUGACAACCAAUUCCAUUUUGAGGAAAAAGAUUGUCUUUUGCCUCUAGAGACACCUGAUCAAAUUUGCAGCUGUGCCACUGAUACCAUUGUGGUGUCAGGAGGUAAAAAGGCUAUUCUCAUUGGAAUUGAUGGUCGCUACAACGUCAGCUUGCCAACCUUCACAUGCUCAACAUGCCAUAUGAGCAGAACGACCAGCAUCCCACACCUGAUCAAGUCUGGUUACUGGCCUGCCACAGCAAGCUGUGAAACACUUUAUAAAAUUGAUGUGUUUGUGUCAUACGACCACAUGAAAUUGACUGCUCCUGGACUUUCUAGACAGUCCUUCGUCAGUUUAUUGGAACAGCGGACGGAGUUCUUUGGCCGAGAUGGAAAGAUCUGCACAGAUGCUUUUCAAAGAAGUUUUUUCGAAUGGAGAUACUGCCAGUUCCAAAUUGAUCAGCUCUGUGGACUGAAAGUGUUUGAGUGUCCAGCCUGUUCUCCAUUUAUGCUUGCUGUGUCAGUCGAUGGUAACAGGAAAUUGUAUCGCUUCAAAAGAGGGGCUGAAGAUCAUGGUCUGUUCAAGGGUGUCUUUGUCUGUGAGGAUGAAGAUGUUUCCAAGUUCGUGGACUACAUUAAUAAGAAGACAAAGCACUCCGCUGGAAAAGGUGUCUGUGGAUCGAGUCAGUGGACUGCAGCACGGGAGUCCAUCCCAAAGAAAAUCAACAAGCUGGAUGAGGAGGGGAUGGAGGUGGCUGUCUGUCGGCAUGGUGUGCUGCUGAGAAGUCUGAACAUGAUGAGGGGGGAAAUAUUUGCAUAUCCGUUGUUUCUCCAAAAGGAGCUGACGCCAAGGAAUGUUCAGUUCAUGUGCACUGACGUAAUAUGCAAGUACUGGCCAUACCUGCAGAGAGUUGUUAAUGAUUGUCCAGAGCUUUCUCCUCUCCUGCACAUGAAGCCAUUCCUGUCAGUGAUGCAUGCAAAGGCCCACUCUUGGAAAUGUGAGAUUAAGUGGGGUGGCCGAAACCAAGAAGGAGCAGGCACCACCUUGGGUGAAGAGGUGGAACAAGUAAACAGCUUCUUGUCGAGAACUGCUAUAUGCAGUAAAUACAUGACCAAAGGAGCUAGGACAGACAUGAUUACUAUCCAGGCCAUGGCAUGGAAUCAACGCAAAAUUGACAACCUUGCAAACGUGCUGUCCCGAAGAUUAAUAAAGACAAAAGCACAAAUUCAGGAGGAGUCCCUAAAUCUUGAUGCACUAAAGACAGAGUUUGCAGUAACAGAUGACACACUUAAAGACUGGACCAGUGAAAUCCAGCAGUGGGCUGAUACAGCAACAAGUAAGGAGAAUGCAAGCAGUCAACAGGGACUCCAGAAGACAAUUGAGACUCUUUAUGUGAGCAUCAGGCAGAGGAAGCGAGAUCUUUACCGUCAAACAGAUGGAAACAAAAGAAGACACAAACUCCGUAGAAAAAUUUUGGAGGAAAAGGCCAAAUUUAGUGCAGCUGUGGAUGAGUACAACAGGGAAGCACCUGAAAAGCUGCAGUCAGCCGACUCAAUUCUGGCAUGUGAGAGCUAUGCAUGGCCAUGGGUACUGGAUGAGCGUGAUAAUCUUGUCACCAAAAAAAGGGCCUUUGACCAACUGAUGCUGCUAAAGCGCCUUACCGAAGAGGAGUGCAUUGUCCUGAAUGAAAUCAGGAAUCACUGGAAAAGCCUCAAAAGGGAUCUGUCUCUUCUAAAUGACCUUUCAUGUCAUGUUGCUGUUGAUAUAACAAAGAAGAAACAGGACUCUGACCUUUCCAAAAGUGGAAUUCUGGGACUUCACGCUCUACUACAGAAAAAACUAUGCUACCUAAAAAGUCACAUAUCCUCGGUUUGGCAGCUGUACGGUAGUGUCCUAGACAAUUGUGAGGUGUGUGAGGAACUGCAAGAUGAUGAUUACCUUGAACAUGGAUGA
Molecule: messenger RNA, 2738 nt
Organism: Megalobrama amblycephala (Wuchang bream)
Lineage: Eukaryota; Metazoa; Chordata; Actinopteri; Cypriniformes; Xenocyprididae
Exons: 17
Coding region: 57-2738 (893 amino acids)
Source: RefSeq, a predicted model, not a curated record